AUGGAGACCUGGUCGUCAGAAAGCCGGGCGGCGGUCCAGAAUGCUUUCAAUGAAUUGCGCGAAACCAUUAGCAAAGAGGCCCAGAACGAGCUCGAGCAGCGGCUGAAAGAAGACAACCGAUCACGCGCACUUCUGACCGACGAGCUUGAAAUACUGAGAUCCCGUUCCGCCGAGGUUGAUCGUUUGGAGGAUGAAAAUAGAAAGCUCAGAACGAAACUGCUGCAAUUCCACCAACAAACCCGAUCCACCGAGUCAUCAAGAGGCAGCCCUCGUCCGAAUCAUGUAUCGCGCGAUCAGGCUACCAACACAGACUCAAUGUCAGCAGUGACUUUUGAAAAAGGCAACGAACUGGAGCAAGUCUUGCGCGAGAGUCAAAAACUCCGCCGAAAAUACAAUGCUCUGGACCAAAACUUCAAGAUCCUUAAGUCAGAGUUCAACAAAAGGAGGGACGAGAACAAGAGAUGGGAGGAAUACGCAACAAGCUUGGAAGCUAAAAUAAAAAUCCUUGAGCGGCCCGGAGGGGAGCCAGACGAGGACACGCAUUCAACAGAAGCACUUUCAGAACCUAGCAGACCCCAGGCUGUGUUGACCCCGAGCUUCGCUUCAGAUCCUGGAGCUGGUCCGACGACGACACGCGGCACUGAGGAAAUUACCCGACAUAUUCCAAUUGAAUCCAUCCCUGCUGCUGCUAUUGCAGUAGACGAAGAAACUCAAGAUCCGAAUUCAGGGGACUCAACGGAAGAGGACACAACAGAGAGCAGUAAGGAUGGCGAUGUCCUUACUCUUCCACCACUGAGACAACCUCCCAAAACGGAUUCCGAUAUUCGCAUUAAACCAGAGCCCUCCUCUGACGGCCCAGUUAUCGUGUCGGAGCGCUUUGUCGGCAAGAGGAAGCAUUCGGCUGACUCUUCCGCCGAGCAGCAAGUACGACGCCGAAUUAAGAUUGAAAGCUCGAACCUUUCCGGAGGCUCUGUCACCAGCCAGCUUCAACAAGAAAGCAUGGACCUAGACGAAGUUGGCCAGAAACUCAGUACGCCGAGGAAGAACAGAAUGCUGCCCAAUACUCCCUCCGCAUCAGGACAGAUGGAUACUGGAAGAGCAAAAACGACCGGCCCGUUGUUUGUCAGACCCGACAACACCGAUACGCCGACGCCAAGGAAUUUCGACUUAUCGGCAGUUCUGACACCAGUCAAUCCUAAUGCUCGUCCGGCGAGACCAUACGAACUGAAGACUGUGGGAAAGCCCAUCAAGAAAGGACUCACCCAUGGCAUAGAAAGCCUGGCCGAGGACGGACUCGCCUAUAAGCACACAGGUCGGGGGGAGCUGGCCGGAGGGCAGUUUCGCACGCCUCAGCCCUCUGGUCGCUUAAGCACGCUGUUGAACAUGCCAUCUCCGGAGCAGGCUCCUGCCAUAGUACGGUCAGCGCCGCGUCUUCGCGAUACGCAUAGGGCAGCGAUCGAUGAUGGACCUCAGUUUCCUGACCGCCGGGAGCUACCAUUCAAUAAAGAGCGCCGGGAAAGACUUAAGGAAACCCCCGCUGUUCGAAAAGAUCUCGAAGAGACUACGGAACAUGGCACACCACGCGCACUUGCUCGGAACCGUAGCGGGGCUACAACGCCAAUAUCAGCAGUUAGAGGAUCAUUACGAACGAAACCCAUGGUCUCCAUGCGCCUUGAGGAUUUCAAAGUGAACCCAAAGUUCAAUGGUGGUUCGGACUAUGCAUAUUCGGAGGUAGUCAGAGGCAAGGACGACAGAGCUUGUUUGCCUGGCUGUACUGAUAUGAACUGCUGCGGUAAGCAAUUUCGCGCCAUGGCACUUGCUCGGAGAAACAACGUCGAACGCACUCCAGCUUCAGACACCAAGUUAUUCGAAGACUACCUCGGUGACAGAGUCACAAUUACUCUGGGUAUGUCAAAGGCGGAGAAAGACGAGUUGUGGAUUGAAGCCAAGACAUGGCAGCUUGCCAAUGAAUUGGGUAAGCAUCGUCACCGGUAUGCCCGAAGACCCUCUCCUCCGGGUUUCUGGAACGCGGAUUUCCCUACCACACAGGAGGUGGAUAAUGAGAAGUCUGAAGCUGAGAAAAGGGAGAGGCAUUUGAUCCAGGAGAGGUAUCGAGAAGCGAUGAGGGGCGGAGGGCGUUGGGUGUUUAGGGACGAAUGA
Molecule: messenger RNA, 2160 nt
Organism: Colletotrichum spaethianum
Lineage: Eukaryota; Fungi; Ascomycota; Sordariomycetes; Glomerellales; Glomerellaceae
Exons: 2
Coding region: 1-2160 (719 amino acids)
Biological process (GO): double-strand break repair via homologous recombination; DNA double-strand break processing involved in repair via single-strand annealing
Cellular component (GO): site of double-strand break
Molecular function (GO): single-stranded DNA binding; double-stranded DNA binding; flap-structured DNA binding
Source: RefSeq, a predicted model, not a curated record